GCUGCCUGGUUGCCUUCAUCUACACAUCUACAAAAUCAUAUAUAUGCUUCUCAGUAAUAGAAUAGACUAGAUUCCAAUGUAAACACAACAUAUACUCAGGCAUUAAAGAAGUACAGGCAAAGAAAACUCAGGAUGUGGGAGAAACUGGUGAAUUGCAUCAAAGGUGGAGCCGGUUCCAGGAAGAAGAAGGGCUGCCAAGGGGUCAACCUGGCAGAGUUGAUGAAGCAGGUGCCUCCGAAUCAGCUAAAGCAAUUCAAAAUAUUUGCCAAGAAGCAUGAAGAGUACAAGGAGCGCGUUCGCAAGUAUCCCGAAUCCUUGCCGGCUAUCGAUUGGAGUUACUAUCGCCAGAAUGUGCGUCCAGAGUUCGUUAACUGGGUUCGAACCUAUGAGACCAAAUACGACAAGCUACAUUCCCUUGAGAAUCGACAUGCAAUUGUGGAUCACAAGCGUUACUUUGAAUUGGUCGACAAGGAAUCGGAGGUGGUUCGACAGGAGAUUCUUGAAUACAAGGCUGCAUCGAACGAAAGAAUUAAGGAGUAUCAAGAGCAGCUUGAAUUCCUGUCGAGCCUUAAACCCUACGACCAAAUGACCAUGGAAGAAUUCUGCUGUGCUCGUCCCCUCUUGGCUCCUGAUUUUAUAAACAAGCCCACUUUUUGGCCCCACACACCGGAGGAGCAAAUCCCUGGACCAUCGGAUCCAGCAGCAGCUGCUGCUCUCCACGAAGACGAGCCAGCGCCACCUGAGCCGCCAAAGAAACCACCGCCGUCGCCGCAGCUGGAAGCUAAGCCAGCUCCUGAGAAACCAUCAGCUGUGGCAGAUCCACAAAAACCUCCUGGCGAAAUGGUCGAACAAGCUUCUAAAUUGAUCAAGGAUUUAUUUGAAAAAGCCACUGUUUUGUUUUACAUUGUAAAAGAGAAAAUGUCCGUAAUAGCCAAAGAUGUUCAGAAGAAAGCCGAAGCCGCAAAAGCUGCUCGAGCCGAAGCUGCAGCCAAAUCAUCAGAUCCUGACUCAACUUCUUCAGCUUCCUCAAGUCAGAAAACACUGGACAGCUUUUCAGAGCGGGACUCGAAGCCCAAUAUCUGCAAUCAGACUAUUAUUCGUUCCGGAGAGGAUGAAGGGAAUCCGGAGAUUAAAGCUCGACACACAGACCUAUCCAUCGAGGCAGAUCCUUGCGAAGCCGAGGACGAGAGGAUUCGUCAAAAGGCCAGAGAUCUGGAACGCCGUCGUCAGAAGGAGGAGCAAAGGGAGUGGGAUGAAAUUUGCCGGAAGGUCCCUGAUCCUUGCAAACCCAAGGAUCCUUGUGAAUCGGUGGAGAAAGAACCCGUCUGCGAAGCUCAGCCGGAUCCUUGUGAAUUAAAGGAGGAAGAACCCAUCUGCGAGGCUCAGCCAGAUCCUUGUAAGGUCAAGAAGGAUGAACACAUCUGUGGGGCUCAACCAGAUCCUUGUGAAGUCAAGGAGGUGGCACCAGUUUGCGAUCCUUGUGAAUCCAUGAAAGAAGAAGCCGUUUGCGAGCCUCAACCAGGUCCAUGUGAAUCCAUUAAGAAAGAAGCUGUCUGCGAGCCUCAACCAGAUCCCUGUAAGCCCAAAGAGGACGAAUCCUGUACUGACGAGAAGGAAGACUCUGAUCCCUGUAAAUCAAAAUCCAAAGACACUGAAGACUCAGGAGAACCCAAAGAGACCGAACAGGUCUAUAUUUCGAUAUCGGAAUGCAGCAAGGAAGUUCACAAGAAGGAGCAGGAGCAAAAGAAACCCGGAGAUAAGCCCAAGGAAUGCGCAUCGCUGACAGAGAAAAUUGAGGGCAAAGACCAGAAAUUGAUAAUGGGCCAACAGGUUCCCGAAUUCAAGGAUCAAAAAUGUGAUGAAAAGGCCACCAUGGGUGGCAUCGUCGAUGUGGGUCAUGUCUAUACGGAUCCCAAUCAAAUUGUUCAAUUGCUGACCCAGGAAAAGAAGGACAAGGAGGCCAAGGAGGCCACGAAGGCCAAGGAGACCAAGGAGGCCAAGAUCCAGACAACGGAGGCAACUUGCAUUAAGGAUGCCGUUAAGCCUGUAGAUGGCAAGCCCGUUACCAUUUAUCCCAGGCGCCAGAUAUCACCAAAAGCAAGGACCCCAGGUUCUAAGGAACCCGAAAAGUCACCCAAGGAGUUAGCUAAAGAUGUGCAUAGCAUGGCCAAGGGUGCUGCUUCGCUGCUAUCGGAGGCCUCCAACAUUUUGGAGGAUUUAAAGAAUAGCAAAGAGGUGCGCAUUGAGAUCCUGGAACAGGCCUACAUCAAUGCCCAGCGACAGGCUCUUGGAGCACUGGCCGAGGCCUCGAAGGCUGUGAAUGCUGCCAACAAGUUGGCCAAGAGAUCAAGCGAGGCAACGGGUAAGGUCAGUAGCCAGGAUCUGGAGGCUCUGGUCAUGGCCGAGAAGCAUGCUGUUAUGGCCAAAAUGCUGGCCAAUCGCGCUGUUGCCUUAAAGGAUGAAAUUGCCCGGGUUCUCAAGGAUCUGAAGAAGAAAGGAUAAUCUCUCUAUCGUUAUAUAUAUGCAUACAUAAGUAUUUUUCCAACGUUUUUGUACCCCACCAUGUGUUCUAUGUUGUUCGUAUUAAAUUUUCUGUUGCAUUUUCCAGCGUUCAAA
Messenger RNA from Drosophila serrata, 2616 nucleotides. RefSeq names its product knotted onions (gene knon). The record is from RefSeq and is a predicted model, not a curated record. NCBI's taxonomy places the organism in Eukaryota, Metazoa, Arthropoda, Insecta, Diptera, Drosophilidae. Gene Ontology annotation, molecular function: proton transmembrane transporter activity. Gene Ontology annotation, biological process: proton motive force-driven ATP synthesis.